Molecule: messenger RNA, 5410 nt
Organism: Patella vulgata (common limpet)
Lineage: Eukaryota; Metazoa; Mollusca; Gastropoda; Patellidae
Product: sacsin
Exons: 3
Coding region: 49-2952 (967 amino acids)
Molecular function (GO): Hsp70 protein binding
Source: RefSeq, a predicted model, not a curated record
UUGAUUUCAGAGCUGAAGAAUGUUCGGUUUGUACUUUAUAAGGACAAAAUGUGGACCGCUUCAAAAUUUUAUGAUAAAGAAAACGAAGUGUUCAAGGUGAUGAGGAACCAUGUCGAUUUCCCAUCUUCCCCAUUUGAUCAAGAAGAGUGGAAGAAUUUCAUGAUCCAGGCAGGUUUGAAAAACGAAGUAUCUUCAGAAAUGUUUGUAACUUUUGCCGAAAUCAUCGAACACGCUGGUGUUAAUGAUACUACUACCGAACAAUCACGCACACUUGUCCGUCAUUUAAAUGAUGGAGAAGAUGCGUUAAACGAAGAAUUUUGUAAACGAAUUAAGAAUAUAAAAUUUAUUGAGGGCUAUCGUUUACCCAGCACGGACUUCAGAAGUCAGAUUCAUCACCAGUAUGGCUGCAGAGAGAACUUCAUAUGUUUUAAUGGUUCUUUCAAAUGGAUAAAGACUAAUUUAGUUUGGACUGAAGCAGAUAUUCUGCCAUCAGAUAUCAUCCUCUCAAGCACCUCUCUGGGGAUUAAAACAAAGAUCAAUAGAAAUAAUUUUAUAAACCACUUGAAGAGAAUUUGUGGAUCUCUGUCAAAUGGAAAUCGUUUGAAAGAAAUUGACAGAAAACUAAUUAUAAAGCUAUUCAAAAACCUGUAUCAGUACAUAGAUGAUAAUGAGGACGUGAAGAGAAUGCCAGAGCUUAGAACUCUUAAUUUAAUAUUUUUACCAGAUGAAACAAUAAUGGUUAACGCAGCUUCUCUAUUAAUUGAGUCGUCUAAAGAUGAAACCAUUAAAGGUCAUAUUUUUAAGUUCCCUCUUAAGUUUGGUGAAUUUUGUGCACUAUUUCAAGAACUCGGUGCAUGGAAGUCGGCAGUUACAGAUUUGUAUCUUGGAGUUCUGCGGGAUAUUUGUACACAGUGUCAAGGCAAAGAACUCAAUCCAUAUGAAUCUGGUGUUGUCAAACUAUGUAUGGAACAACUCAUACGCUUAUGGGAGAACAAAACAGAAAGCGAAAGUUCUAUGACUGAAGAGUAUUUAUUUCUGCCGAACAGAAAUGGAAUUUUGACAAAGUCUACUGAAUUGAUUCUGAUUGAUAAUAUUAGCCUUUAUCAAAGAGUCGAAAAUCUAAGUCUUCCAUAUUUCAUAGGGUUUAAUGAGAUGGAAAUAGAAUGUGUAGACCAAUGGAGGAUUCAUAAUAAUUUUCCUAAAAAGUAUCAGAUGAAGCCAUUACGUAAGGUCGUUAAAGUAACAAUUGCACAUGAAAUCCUGGCAAAUGCUAUUCAAAACACAAUAUUUACGAACAAAGUUUCUAACAUGUUAAAAGACGAACAUGUGUUGAAUGGGAUAGUGCGAUUGGUGCGACACUAUAAAGAGGUACACAGACAAAUUAUUGACGAUAAAUCAAACAAUCUUCUGGAUGAAGGGAUUCAAACUCUGACCAAUAUUGAAAUAUUUGAAGUGGCCAACCUUAGGACGCAAAUAAUACAUCAAGACCAAGCAGUGCCUGGCAGUGAAGAGCCAUGUACAAUAUUCUUUGUAAAGCAGGACAGAUCAGAGCAGUGGUCAUAUUCUUUGUAUGUUGAUCAAGCUAGGUCAAAAAAUAGAUUGAACGAAUUUCAUCGCACAUUAUCUGAACUAUUUCGACGGAUAUUUAAUAUAGAUAUCGGUGGGCACUUUCGUGAUAUUUGGGAGAGGGCGGUACGCGGAAAAUCUUCUGAAACCGAGUCGUAUUUGGAUGAACAGAAGAUAAAUUGUUCUAAUCCAGGAUUUAAUUUGAGAUAUAAGUUAUUUCCAUCAGUCGGUACAAACAUUCCCGAAAAAUUUCACUGGCAGUUGGAUAACAGUUUCUGUGAUUUUGAUAAAAGAGAAUAUGUUGGAUAUGAAAUUUAUGAUCCCGAUAUUGGGGACACAAGUGACGAUGGAAUCACCGUGGAUCCCCCAUAUUAUAUAUACGCAAAAAUUGUGGAGAAAAUACAGGCAGAAACUGAUACUGAGUUUGCUAUAUAUAGUAUUAAUGUAGGAGGGGAGAAACCCAUCCAAGUUACAGUUACCAAAUUAUAUAAAUUCCACCGAAAUAAUACAAGUACCUCUCGGGAAUUAGUCCUAAGCGAAAGGGGAGAAGCAGAACCACAAAUGGAAAGUAGUAACGACAAUUUCGACAUUCAAACUGUAUUGCGGGAUAUACGACAGAACUUGACGCGAGCAUGGAAAUGUUUAGAUGAGGUUGAAAGAAGAAGAGUUCUUAAACGACUUUUGUUAAGAUGGCACCCAGAUAAAAACCCACAUAAUGUUCAGCAGUCAACCGAAAUCAUGCAACACAUAUUGAACUAUGUGGACAGAUUGAAUAGAGGCCUUAGUUUAGAUGAAGAAUCCGUUCCUGAUGAUGAAACAGAUGGUACAAGAAGAUCACAACACAAUCGUUCAUAUGAAAGGUUUUACAGCAACGUGCAUUCGACAGGUAAAAAGCACGCAAAGCAUAAGGAAGAACAAAGAUCCAAUAGACGAUAUUACAAUGAUAAUACUUUUCACAGAUCGGCUCGAGAUGAACCAAACCCAUCACCUGGACAAGCAGCACGAUGGCUCAAGCAAGCAGAUUGGGACUUGAAGGCAGCGGUGCAAUCUCUGUCUAGUGGCGCAAGCUCACAUAAUUGGAUAUGUUACAAAUGUCAACAGUCAGCUGAAAAGGCUUUGAAAGCUGUAUGGUAUAAAAUAGAUGCAAAUAAAGUGACUCGGGACCAUGAUUUGAAUCGUGUUGCCAAUGGGUUACCGUAUCCUAAUCUUGUACAAUUAGCAACAGAACUACAGUCAACUAUUGGAGAAUAUGCCGGAUUUAGAUAUCCAGACACAGAGAGCUAUCCAAGGAUUCCACAUGAUGCUUAUAAUAAAACACAUUCCCAGCAAGCUUGUACAUUAGCAGGACAGAUUAUAAGCAUAACAACAAAAAUAAUUGGUAAAUGAUAGAUGAAAAUAACUGUAGAGAGAAAGCAGUUAAAACACCGAUCAAUCUGAUUAAAACACAGAUCCUAUUUCGUUUCGUUUUUUAUAGUUCAAAAUUUCGUUUUACUUGUCUUCACUAGGAUCUGGAAGAGUUGUUGUAUUACCGGCAAUUUCCUUGAAGUGAGGGAUUAGCCAAUAAAUCGGUCUGUACGAAAUUGUGGGUAAACCACUAGAAACGUUAGCGCUGAUUAAUUUAUCAGUGUCUGACAUCAUAGGGACAAACGUCGCUCGUACGACCCCUGACGCAACCUUCCAGUACAUCUGGUUAGAUCUCCAUGUAGUGUAGACCAUCCAAAGUAUAAAAAAAACGAAACAAAAUAUAGAUCUGUAUUUUAAUCAAAUUGUAAUCACAAUGUUAUUUAAAUACUUUAGAAGAGGCGUGGCCAACAUUUUACAUUCCAUGCAACCGUUUGUUCACAACACGAAUUCAGAUGCGACCAGGGUGUGCUGGCAGGGAGUUUAGGAGGACGGUGUCCUCCCAGGCCCCCAUUAAACAAUAAGUCCACCGGUAUAAGCGGGCCCCCCUGAGAGCUCUAAUUUUCACGCGGAAUCCCCUCAAAAAAAUUAUGCAAAUGUCUGUCACUUUAAGGUGAAAUGGUCUUUGAUACAUGUAUUCAUGCCUCGAUAUGUAUAAGAUGCAAUUUAUUUUUUGGAUAGAAAUACAUUGUAUUAGCAUUAUAUUAAGCAGACCUGUCAUGAGUGUCUUGUGUAGUACAGUAGUAUGUCUUAUUGUCAAAAUAGCAGCAUAAAUUUGGAAAAUAUGAUACCUAGAUUUCUCCCAGAAGUGCUUGCAAAACGCGUUUCCCGUUGUCAAAUUUCAAAAAUUUUCUGGACCCCCCUACCAGCGGCGCGCCGUCCUCCCGCCCCCCUUCGGGGCCAGAACGCCCCUGGAUGCGACACACAUCAACUGUACAGCCGUCUACUUUUUGUAAAAAAUAUGUUUUUAGACAUAAUUAGCAUUUUACAUGAUAAAAUUAUUAAAUAUUAAAAACAAAAACAUCUGUUAAAACAGAUAGCCAGGUUAAUACCAAAUAAGAUAUUCACUAUAAAAGACAAGCGCGAAAUAAUAAAGUCGCUAAACAUAUUGAGUCGGCUUACUGCCUUACUUGUCAGUGAGGCAGGACGGAGGGCCUGACAAGGACAGCUGUCUAGUCGUUCGGAUGAGACGAAAAACCGAGGUCCCGUGUACACAUUGGCGUGCAAGUAAACGAUCCCUUGAGAGUUGGAAUUCGAUAUAAGAGUAGGCCACAGUGUCGCUGUUCGGGCAAAAUGUCCCUCAUAGCACACCGUAUGGCGUAUGCCCGUCUUCAUUAGCCGAAUUCGGAACAGAACAAUAGGACAUUAAGCCCCAUUUCAUUUUAUUAUUGUCACAGAGAUGUAAGGUACCACUUCUAAUCAUCCAAUGUGCCAAAAGUUGACCAUCCCUGCUCUAGAUUAUCAAAUCUGUAAGUUAAUAGAAUAUUAUUUAUUUAAAAGUCAUUUAUACGACUUAUAUUGAAUUUAUCGUACAUAGAACCAUAUGAAGAUCGAGUCCCGGGGAAGAACGAUCUAGGUCACUUUUUCAAUGAACCCCAGUUAAUGGCGCCAUCUGGUAGCAAAUUGUAUAAGCUUUCUGUGGAACAAUCUAUUUCGGGUAAAAACAAUCGGAGUCACAUCGAACCAAGGCCCUUCUUAAAUGGCCUCCCGGACAAAUACGUCCAUCGUACCCUUUAUUUAACCUUAAUUCGGCUGAAAAGUGGAAGUCAGUUGUUGUACUGGUAAUUAUGAUUUGUAUUAAACAUCAUUUUGAAGUCGUAAUUAAACCCACUCAUUGUUCUGUUCAAGAAUUCUCUUCCAAAAGUCUGUUUUGUAGUUUGUGCGAAAAGACAAAAAUGUGACUUAGAUCAUUCUUCCCCUGGACUCUUCAUAUGUUUUCCUGCGUUAAUUUCAGAGUAAUUUGUAAGGAUUUAUUCAUUGGGAAAUGGAAAAUAAGAACCCCAUCAAAAGUCGUGUAUUUCGGUGCACAAAUCACUGUGUUAUUAACUGUUACAAUUUGACUUUUAAAGCAUAAGUAUGGCAUAGAGUAGUAUUUUGGUUAAUUUUUUGUGGUCAGUGGUGGUAUACGAACUAAUCUUAUUGUAGUUUUGUUUCAUCUUGCGUUUGAUUCUUGGUUUCUUCUCUCUCUCUUUAUUCUAAAAUAAUGUGUUAUUAAUACUUUGUUUAUUCUAAGUAGUAAUAACUUGUUAUUAUAUAUAGUUUAUUCUAAGUAUUAAUGAUUUGUUUGGUACUUAUUUUUAUAGUGUAUGUUAAUUCUAGUAUAUUAUUAAAAUAACAUUGUGUCAAUAUGGUAUACCUACGAAUUUUGACAGCCAAAUUAGGUCAACAGUUCUCCAUUUGGAAGGCCAAUAUAGAGAUUAAUAAAUAUUCCUUUAUUAAAAUA